Molecule: messenger RNA, 1113 nt
Organism: Canariomyces notabilis
Lineage: Eukaryota; Fungi; Ascomycota; Sordariomycetes; Sordariales; Chaetomiaceae
Exons: 1
Coding region: 65-934 (289 amino acids)
Source: RefSeq, a predicted model, not a curated record
CAAGCCAACAACGAGCUAACAGGUCAGAAUCACAGCCCUCACCACUGUCGCCUCGACAGCACAAAUGCUCUCUUUCAUAUCUUUCCCCAAGUUGCUAAGAGGAUCACCCAAUCACACGCUCUCCAACCGCAUUCUGCGGGAGAAGGAAUACCAGCCGGGGACGAUGGAGGGGUUGGUGGCGCUGCGAAACCGCCCGUCCUCGCCGGUUGGAACCAGGGGACCUCGUCCGCGAGAAGAGCCUUGCUCAUUUCGCACUAGGUUGACUGACGGUGAUUCUGACAUCUUUUUUGACAGCACCGAUAAGCUGGACGCUGAGAAUAUCAAGUUUGACGACGCCCAGUGCAUCGCGGUCGGUCGGUCAGUUCAAAUGUCGACGAUGGCAUCACAUGACGAGAGAACCAGUGUCGCCAAACCGCUUAACGCUCGUUUAUACAUCGUCCCGGAGCCCGUUCGUCACUCUUUCAACAGUGACGACGCCACUCUCAGGGCGGAGGAGGAAGCUGCCGACGGCGACGGCGACGACGACAUGAUGGAAAGCAUGAACAUGCCCUUCUGGCACGCGCCCAAGCGCCAGCCAAAGAGGCAGCAUCUCAGCGAUACCAAAAACACGAGCCAUGACAACCUACCCGUGAUGGACGACGACAUGUCCAUCAUCUCCGACAUCUCCCUCAUCCCGACCUACUUCCCCAGCGACAUCCAGCAGCAGCGGAAAAGGUUACGCCGCGCCCUCCUCUUCAAGCACCUCAUCGUCGCCAAGGCCAGGGCCGCCCGCCAGACCAUGCGCCAGAUCAAGCGUUCCUGCCGGGACGCAGUAGGCAAUGUCUUUGUUGUCGACUCCUCUUCCUCCAACGUCAUGGGCGGUACCACUACUACAACAACGAGGGCAUUUCAACAUCAGCCGACACGAUGCAUUGCUGUUGGCGCCGGGUUUUGAGGGAUUACAAAGGGGACGGAGGUGGCGGGAGGAACCAACAAUAAUCACAUGCGCAUAACUGCCAGCAGCCCACAACCUUUUCUUCAUGUAUUUGAUGUUUCUGGCGUCACAUGUAAUAAUCACACCCUGCACCAUACGACUCAAGUUUGGCAUUGGCAGUCGGCUGUUUGACCAUUUCC